Molecule: messenger RNA, 902 nt
Organism: Lepisosteus oculatus (spotted gar)
Lineage: Eukaryota; Metazoa; Chordata; Actinopteri; Semionotiformes; Lepisosteidae
Source: RefSeq, a predicted model, not a curated record
AUGGCCGGACCGGGGAGAGGCGCCGGCGCGCUGAGCACCGUCUGGCUCUGCCUCCUGCUUGCUGGUCCCAAUGCCGGCUGCUUCACCUGUCUGGUAGAGACCGGCGUGGGACAGCGCCUGUGUUGGGGCUACGUCCUGCCCAACAGCAUCCGGAGCAUGGACGCCUGCUACAGGACCCUGGAGAGGAUUUUCGGGGACGAGAGGGUGAUCGAGGCCGGGAGAGUGGUGAAGGAGCUGGCUGUGCCGGAGAGGAACCGGACUGUCCUGCGCUGUGAGGUGGGCUUCUCCCUGCCCCAGGACCUACAGAUCUCCUGGAAGUUCGCCCGGCAGGUGAGGACUCAGAACACAGAGCAGUUUGAAGAGCUGACUCUGGGCACUGACCGGAUCUACGCCAUCCCCUCCACCCGGCCCGCCCAGGAGGGCACCUACCUGUGUGAGAUCUUCACCCAGGAGCGCUCCAUCGCAAGAGUCUACUACCACCUCACAGUGCUGUCCCAGGACCCGGGCGGCCCGGCGGAGCUGCAGCGGGUCUUCGACACGGCUCUGCUCUCCCCGGCCCAGUCCGAGGGGCCCCCCCCUCCCCCAGCUCUGCGCCCCCCGGGGCCCACAGAGGGCCUCCUGUCCGCCCUCCUGCACCACACCUCCCCUCCACUGCUCACAGCCUGCCUGUCCAUGAUGGUCCUGCUGCUGCUGGUGUCACUGGGCAGGUUUGUAUACUGGUGGUCAACUCAGAGAGGAGGGAGGAAGCUAGACUGGCCACGUGGAGCGGCGAGGCACGUGGAGAAAGGGGGAGGUUAGAAGGAGACCCGGGGGUCCCCAACACGAGCUCAGCAAUCCGCGUCUCCUUAUUGGGCCAGCAUGUGCGUGCGCUACACAAUAAAAGAACUGGGCGGAGCUUUUCA